Messenger RNA from Vigna angularis (adzuki bean), 791 nucleotides. RefSeq lists its product as uncharacterized. The record is from RefSeq and is a predicted model, not a curated record. Lineage: Eukaryota; Viridiplantae; Streptophyta; Magnoliopsida; Fabales; Fabaceae. The transcript is spliced from 2 exons. The coding region runs from base 202 to 615 and encodes 137 amino acids.
AGACAUGGUUCUUGAAAGUUUCAAUCCACUGUGAAGGUUGCAGGAGGAAAGUAAAGAAAGUUCUGAAGAGCAUUGAUGGUGUUUUCACUGCAACAAUAGACCCACAGCUGAACAAAGUAACAGUAACUGGAAGUGUUGCUGUGGAGACCCUUCUCAGGAAGCUCGUCAGAGCCGGAAAACAAGCCGAGAUUUGGCCGGAGAAUGACGGGAAAAUCUCCGGCAAUGGGCAGCAGCAGCAGCAGAAGAAGAAGAAAAAUGAAGUUAAAGAACUACAGAGCGUGGAAAAUCACAAGGGAACUGAAAAUGCUUCUGCCAAGUGUAACAGUGAGAAAAAAAAGCAGCAGCAAUGACUCGCUGGGAAAUUCCCCCUCCGUUUACCGGAUGCCGUCGGAGGGUGGUCGGAGCGAAGGUGGUGCCGGCUCUGCUAAGAAGAAGAAGAAAAAAUUGCACCUUGGUGGUGGGAAUGGAAACAGUGGUUUGAGUUCAGUGGAAGCAGCUACUGGUGCACCUGCACACACUGGAUUGCAGUUUCAAGAUCUUGUGGGCCCAGUGAAUGUGAACCCUACACGUCAGUAUUGGCUUUUAUAUCCAGAAAGUGGUGUUUGCAGCUUAUAACAGAUUGUAUCCUUCUUACUACGUUCCAUCUUCACCCUACACGUGGGCUGGUCUGGACCAAGAUUGUCAUCACUUUCAAUCAGCACCGUUGGUGUCCUUUGAGAUCUUCAGUGAUGAAAAUGUCAAUGGGUGUUCUGUUAUGUGAGACUUGAUAGUAAAGAGAGUGUUGUACUAUG